Molecule: messenger RNA, 432 nt
Organism: Gadus chalcogrammus (walleye pollock)
Lineage: Eukaryota; Metazoa; Chordata; Actinopteri; Gadiformes; Gadidae
Product: transcription factor HES-5-like
Exons: 3
Coding region: 16-432 (138 amino acids)
Biological process (GO): regulation of neurogenesis; anterior/posterior pattern specification; regulation of transcription by RNA polymerase II
Cellular component (GO): nucleus
Molecular function (GO): RNA polymerase II cis-regulatory region sequence-specific DNA binding; DNA-binding transcription factor activity, RNA polymerase II-specific; protein dimerization activity
Source: RefSeq, a predicted model, not a curated record
CAACACAACACCACCAUGUCUCCGCACUUCAGCUACACCUCUGUACACCACAGCGGCUUCCCUGAGAAAGACAACCUCCGACAGUUGAGGAAGCCCAGAGUGGAGAAGAUGCGACGGGACCGCAUCAACACCUGCAUCGAUCAGCUCAAGCUCCUCCUGGAGACGGAGCUCCACCAACAGGAGCCCAACGCCAAGCUGGAGAAGGCUGACGUCCUGGAGAUGACCGUCUGCUUCCUGAGAAGGCAGCUCAUGCACACGCCCGGAGGCCUGGACCUGCUCUCCUCUGUGGGACCCAGUAGAGAGACCUCCGUCUCUGCCGCUCCUCCUCCUCCUCCUUCUCCCUCCUCGUCUCUCCAUGGUCUCCGCAUCUCCUCCACCCUGACGCUCAGACCCACAGGCAGCAGCAAGUCUCUGGUCUGGAGGCCCUGGUAG